Mesorhabditis belari is the source of this 2739-nucleotide messenger RNA. The record is from the annotation of a GenBank genome assembly. NCBI's taxonomy places the organism in Eukaryota, Metazoa, Nematoda, Chromadorea, Rhabditida, Rhabditidae.
AUGGGCUGCACUUUUCGAGCUCGAUUGAACUCACUCUGGUCAAUAUGGUACACGAUCAUCGUCGUGCUGUUACAGGGUUACCUCAUCUACCUCGGUUUCGAACGAUACAAACUUUACAAUGAGAUGAAAUGGCCGGCGAACGGUGGUUAUCCAGUGGUGUGGCUGAAUGUUUAUGUGAUCCUCUACAUUGCUUGUAUUCCUAUACUCUUAUCAAUAUUCGCAAGUGGUGUUUUCAAAACGGGCAACAUUCCGGGCGAUCACGAAAGGUUGGCGGAUCGAGAGGAAAGGGUAAUCGAGACUGGAUCGGACAAAAAUGGAGACAAAAGAGGUUGCUUCCACUGUCUUCGUUCUCUUUGGGCCCAUUCCCCUCCACUUCCCCAUCACUUACAUCUGGUGGUCGCUUUGAUGCAACUCGUCGCUCAACAGCUGAUGAUCGCUCAAUUGUAUCGGAACGCUUUCAUCCAAUCCGAUGUUUUCCUCAACACUGAGCUCGAUUUCAUCUAUCAACGAGCAAAACUUUUGGCUACAAAUUUGCCCAUUGGAGAGACAAGGAUUCAAGGAUUCUCGAUGACCUCCGACAAAUUGAGUGCGGCACCAAUUGCUCCGAAUCUAUUACCAAUCCUGAUGCAUUUUCGCUUAUUCGGGAUCCCGUUGGAGUUCGUCAAUUUCAUCCUCGCUCUCAUCGCCUACAGUAUCUCAUAUCCAGCUGUGUUUUGGAGAGUCUCAAAAUCGUUUGCCUUGCUCUUCUCGCUUCAUUUGUUCAUCUUCUCAGUCACUCUCGUCUUUUCGUAUCUCGGCUUUUCGAUUCUUUUCCGAGUACAAGAAACCAACUAUCACAGCAUCAGACCGGUUGGAAUUGGCCAAUAUUUGUUGUACGAUCGAAACCUUCGAAUGCUCCAUCCAUACGCGGUUCUCGGCGAGUUUUUGGCUGCCGCUUUUUUCACGCAUCUCUCAGGGAUCAUGCUUUACGCUUAUGGAUAUAAUAAAUAUUUUAUGUGUGUGGCAAAUCAACAAGCGAAGAACGUGUCCAGGAGUGGGACGAGCGAGUACACUGAUUUCAGUCGACGACAUCAGAGUCACCGGGCGAACGAGUUGUGCUGUGAUGGCUAUGGCCCACACAUGAGCACGAUCUUCAUGCUGGUGUUGAUCAUUGCCGCAAAGUCGCCAUACGUUUACGCAUUCGUGCAAAUCUGGCAGCACGACGAUCGUCCGAUUCUUCUUUCAAUUCUCGUAGUUGAUGUUGUCUACAUGUUCACGUUAAUCCUCCUUUGGUUAAUGUUGACAAUUAAAAGAGAAUGGGAUUUCGAUGUGUCGCAUUAUGUUCAUCAAGUUUAUGCUCUACAGAAAGGUAUGACUGCUGGCCCAGUUCGAAGCAACGAGAACCCGUCAAAGUUGAAGAACGCCGUGAUCGUCAUGCAUCGGGAUACGAUGUUUGUAACCGAUGAUCACGCGACAAAGCAAUCUUUGCUCAGAGCUUGUCAACGUGGAGGCGAAUUGGUUACGGAUGAGACGGCUUAUUGGCAGCGGGCGAAUGGAGGACAUCAGAGUCCGGGAAUGAGAAAAAUCCCGAUGGAAGAGCGAAUCCAGCAAACACCGGAGAUGACGAGAUUAUUAGCUGGAAGGAAGCCUUCGGAUGAUAAUUCACAGAUCUCGCGCCUUACCCAAGCCCAACCACAACCCAUUCAAUUCCGUGGGAACAGUAGUCCACCUGAUGGACGAUAUGGAACACUGCCCAGAAAUCAACAAACCGGCUACUACACGUCGACUCUUCAACGCGUACCCGCAAGUACCUCAAACAUGCAGAGAUCGGCGCAAGGAUGGAAUACGCAGCAAGAAGCCUAUGCCUCGAUCCAUAAGGGUAAAGGAGAGGUGAUGUUUCCACAGAGAAGAGGCAGUCAGGAUGAGCAAUAUGGACAGUACGGUCAAUAUGGGACUUAUGGAAGAGUUGGGAAUCAGGCCCGAAUUGCUGUCCCGCCGAACGGUCCGAUGAGCACCUCGAUGCGGGUGAAUGGAAAUGGACAGUAUGCGACAGGAAUGCAACAACAGCUUUUACAACGGCAACCCUCCGACGGUCAAGGAGCUUCGGUGUCAGCCGUUCGACAGAGCCCUUUAUUAGGCCAAGAGGGUCGACCUGGAGCCAGAGAUCCGUCUCCAUAUCAAAGAACAGCUGGCGUUAAGAUGAGCUCUUUCAACUCGACUGAGAAUAAAGGGUCGAUGAGCGGUAUCUAUGGAACGGUGCCACCUCAAUGGAACGCCUCAUCAUCCCAGCGAGCGGCUCCCGGUCAACCGCAACAACUUCUCUGGAAUGGCUCUGGGCAAACCAACAAGUCAUCUGCGUCGAGUAGUCAAGCGGGAACGAUCUCUGCGUCAAGCUCACAACAAGACAAUCAAUGCUUCACUCCGACAUCGACUCUCACUUCUCAAGGCUCAACCACUAACUAUUCGAAUCAGCACACACCCACUCCCGGCUCUCCAUCACUCUACUCAACAAAUCACCGAUCCGCACUUUAUGGAAAUAUUGGUGAUGAGGGAAUCUACGCUGAUCGAACGCUGCAAAAAAGAGUUCCGAUUUUAUCCGCGGUUAACUCGGGCACGUUGAGGAGUGUGAAAGCUGUUCCGCCACCUCGACAAGAUGACUCGGCGAAUUUUUCCCUUUCCUCUUCUAAUGGUUCACAAGAAACACCGCGUGUUCCUGCACCAGCUCCCAAUAACACUAACGAUUUUGCGACUAGUAUUGUU